Molecule: messenger RNA, 7342 nt
Organism: Homarus americanus (American lobster)
Lineage: Eukaryota; Metazoa; Arthropoda; Malacostraca; Decapoda; Nephropidae
Gene: Mbs
Product: protein phosphatase 1 regulatory subunit 12B-like
Exons: 24
Coding region: 57-3854 (1265 amino acids)
Cellular component (GO): cytoplasm
Molecular function (GO): enzyme inhibitor activity; phosphatase regulator activity; protein kinase binding
Source: RefSeq, a predicted model, not a curated record
GUGCCGACCACCGCCAGUACAGGGAGAGAGUCCCAUGGUGUGUGACCGAGGCCGCUAUGGCCGUUGAUAACCGCUCAACCUCGGCCCUAUUUAAAAGGGCCGAGCAGUUAAGGCGUUGGCAGGAGAGUGAAACCAAUAAACAAGAAGUGUAUGAAAAUAGUAGAUCUCGAAAAGUGAAUUUUAGUGAUGGCUGCAUCUUUUUAGCAGCGUGUGCUGCAGGGGACAAGCAAGAAGUGCUUCGCCUCUUGGAGAAGGGCGCCGAUAUAGACACGGCUAAUGUAGACGGCCUCACAGCUCUUCAUGCGGCAUGUAUAGACGACAAUCUGGACAUGGUGGAGUUCCUGGUGGACCAGGGAACAGAUGUCAACCGAGGGGAUAUGGAGGGGUGGACGCCGCUCCACGCCACAGCCUCAUGUGGCUUCAACAGUAUAGCAAAGUUCCUAAUAGACCGGGGGGCUGACCUCUCCCUAGUUAACAAUGAUGGCGACCUAGCCAUCGAUAUAGCUGAUUCAGAUGAAAUGGAAAGUUUAUUACAACGAGAAAUAGAAGAUAGAGGUAUUGAUUGUGAUGCUUCUCGAAAUGAAGAGGAGCGACGUAUGUUAGAAGAUGCUCAGUCGUGGCUAAGUAACGGUUACCUCGCCGACAGACCUCACCCAAAGACUGGUGCUGUAGCAUUACAUGUAGCGGCAGCAAAAGGUUACAACAAAGUUAUGAAUUUGUUGAUAGAGGCUGGUGCUGAUAUCAAUUCACAAGAUAUGGAUGGUUGGACCCCACUCCAUGCAGCUGCGCACUGGGGGCAACGGGACGCUGUAGAAAUUUUAUGUGAAAAUAACGCAGAUAUGGAUGUUCGAAAUUUUGUGGGUCAAAGUGCGUUUGAUGUUGCAGAUAAUAAUUUAUUACGAUUAAUGGAUGAACUAAAGAGAAAACAGGCGGCUCAAAAAUUAGUAAAACCAGCGCCCAGAAAACGCAAAACAUCACCACACCGAGAACACAGUAACAAGAAGGAGCGGGAGGAUCAACGGGAAUCUGAUGGUACGUCUGGUGAUGAAUCCUCAUCUGAUGUGGAAGAUGAGGAAAGUAGUGAAGAAACCACCAGUAGUGAGAGUAGCGAUUCAUCAGAGUCGGAUAGCGAAGAGGAGGAGGAGAAGGAGAAAGAGAAGGAGAAAGAGGAGGAAGAUAAAGAGGAGGAGGAGGAGGAGGAAAAGAGUAUUUUGGGUAGUUACACUCGUGCACUUAGUCCUCUGAAGUACCUAGUUGAGAAGAAGAACAAGGUGAAUAAGGAGAAUGCCACCCCACAGAUCAUUCCCACUAGUGUGGUGACAGAGAAGAGCAACAGUCGAACACUUCCACAGGCCCGAGCAGACAACACUAUGGACGAAUCUGAAGUGCAGUCAUGGAGAAGACCGUCAUCUCUGAGAAAAACAAAUCAAGAAGACAAAAACCAAAAAGAAGAAGUUUCUCGAACUAUACCAACUCCAGCACGGGUGAGCAACAGAGAAAGUGAGGACACCACUACAGGGAAGAGGGUCACUCCAGCUGAGAAGGACGAGAGCUCUCUGAGUGCCACCCGAGAGAGACUCAAGGCGCGGUCAUGCCCGGCUCUCAGUCAGUUGGAGGAGGAGGGAGGGAGGGACGGAGGAGGUGGGGUGCGGGUUACCACCCGAUCCCAGUCCCGCUCAGGGGGUAUUGCCUCCUCCUCCGCUGCCUUGUCCUCACCCUCAUCCCUGGCGACUUGUCAGCGCCUCUCGUCCUCAGACAUUAACCUGCCCUCGGUACAGAAUCAUCCUAAUCCUCUCUCAUCUCCGAGUCUUUUUCCAGUACCAAAUAACCAGUCAGCUACCACAACUCCCACAUACGUUGCUCCUGUUACCACUCAUCCAUCAAGUACAGUUUCAUCCACGAACUUAACCACAGCCGCCUCCACCAUCCCUGCAGUUACACCUCCUGUAUCCUCAUCCAUUGAAGCAAAUAAUUUAUUAACCACUGUCACAACAGCAACAACAACCAUCACAACACCAACAUCACCAUCAGAAACACAAACAACAACCACAUGUACCACGCCUCACAGACCUCUAGGGCCUUCAAUCUCCUCUCCUGCCUCACCUGUUCCCAUCCUGACACCUCCUCCUCCUCCCUUACAACCUCCAAUACCUCCAUCCGUACCCCCCUCCUCCUCCACCACCGUCAUCACCAUCACCACUACCACCACCACAACUGCUGGCCUGGCCUCUCUCUCUACUAACCAAACUACUAACAACAAGGACCCCCGACUGCUGGCACGGUCCGCAUCCCUCAGAGAACGCAUUCAGAGGAAUCACAUGGAUAGUAUGGAGCCCCUCGUCUCUACCAGCACGGUCCUCACCACCAACACCUCACCUUCCACGCGCUCCAUUGGCAGCAACGUGACCACACUCACGACCAACGGGGGGCUGACUGCCCUCCCUCCACCACCUAAGACUGCACCAACCCUUUCCAUCCCCCCUAAACAACCUAACCAGCAGCACCUUCCUUCCCCCACAGCAACAACCUCCCUUCCCAUUGUUACUGUAACACCUCAAACACCCCCUACGUCCCCCACACCGUCUACACCACCACCGCCUCAGACCCCCUCCUCAGCACAGCCCCCCACGCCGUCCAAAAUGAGUCCGGGCAGUGUCAUAAAGAAUUUCUUCAACCUGGUGCAUUCAUCUAGGUCGUUUGUGCCGCCGAGCCGUGAUGAGGAGAGUGAAACCCAGAGAAAAGCCCACGCCAAGAUGGUACGGUCAACCCGGAGAUCUACGCAGGGGGUCACCCUCGAGGAUAUCAAAUCUGCCGAGCAGUUCAUGAAGAAUAAGCAGCAGCAGGUGUCUACAUCUAGUCCAGAGCCCAAGGAAACUUCAUCUGCAUCAACUGUGCCCACCUCCACCCCACAAGGAUCAUCCACAACCACCCCAUCCUCACCAUCAUCCAAGCCAAAGCCUGAGUCACCCACCAAAGCAGAUGAAGAGGAACGGCGCCCAUCUUGGAGGUUGAAGGUGGAUGAUGCUGAUAAGAAUAGGUUCUCCCUAGAGAAUGUGCGAUCAAAAGACAAAGCUGAAGUGGAGAACGAUACUGAAACAGUCACUGUCCAGCUGAGGAGAAAGAAUACAGAGGAGAAAGCCGAUGAAGACAAGGAGAGCGAGCGGAACUCACAAACGAGGGAAGGCACACAAGCGGCAAUACAGAGACGGAAAAAGCCUAAGAGACGUUCUACGGGUCGGGUUCAGGUUAAUAUAGAUGAUAUAGACCCUGAGAAAAGAGCUCAGCGCUCGGCAGAACAACAGCAGCAGGCGGAUGAAGGGAGCGAAGAGGAAGAGGAAGAAGAGAAGCCGGUAAGUGUGAGGGAUGAUAAUGUGACUGUAGGUCGUUGCUGCCUGCGGGAGUCUGUUAAUGAGCGUGGGGACACAGUAAAGGGCUCUACCACAUCUUUGGGGUCAGCCAUCAACAGUCAACCAUCUUCCCGGUCAUCAUCCAUUGGACCUGAAAAUGGCGACAUUGAUUACAAAAAGCUGUACGAGGAACAGCUGGAGGAAAACUUCAAAGUUCGUGAGCGGCUCCGAGGCACAGAGACUGAACUCAGGCAAUCCAGGGAAGCUGUCGAUCUCAACACCAAAAAAUGCAACACACGUCUUGCAAUGGCGGAAGCAGACAAACGAGAAAAGCGAGCCCUGGAACGCAAACUCUCAGAAAUGGAGGAGGAAUUAAAGCAAUUGCAAAAACUUAAGGCUGAAAAUGAAAAAUUGAGGGCUGAAAACCGAGCCUUGACUCGGGUGGUGUCCAAAUUGACCAAUUCAGCCACAGCGGGCAUGGGUAACUUGGCCAACUUGAGCAAAUAGUUGUUGGAACAGUUGAAGCAGGAGAACCAACGGUUGAAAGAUGAAAACGGGGCUCUCAUCCGUGUCAUCAGCAAGCUCUCCAAGUAGUGAAAGUCCUCAGCUUGUGAUUAUGCUGCUGUUGUUGCCACAGUUGUUGUGGGUUUCAGUUUGGGAUCCCACAUACACACUGUUACCCAGUCAUAAUAUGCUCCAUGGGAACCUUGUGAGUUGUUCUGGGAGAUCUGCAAGUGUUUAAAAUAUCUCUCAAGCCUAGUUGGAGUUCUUAAACUGUUUUGGAAGUCUUUAUUAGCUGUUAUGAAAGCUGGCUCACUGCCCUCGGCAUAUUCUAGGUCCUGUUUUGGUGACCAUGCUUUACCUUUUCUAUCGAGUAUAAUGCCUAAAUAACUUUUGUCUGUGUAGGCCCAGUAUUUGUGGUGUAGGUGUUUAUACUGUGCCUCGUAAAUUGGCUGAUUUUAGUAUCAAAGCAUGGUGAAACAACCUUAAUCUGGCAAUCAUUUUCCCCCAAAAUGGUACUGCAUACUAAGUACUUAAACAGUACAGUAAAGCAUUAGGGAUGUUGCUUCAUUUCCAGUACCCCUAUGUGAAUAUUUAUAUUACGUCCUGUGGAAGAAUGAGGUACAGAUUAAAUCAGUUUCACUAGAUCAUAGCUGCUCCUGAAGAUAGUGAUAGCCAGAGAGAAUUUAGAGAGUGUAUUCAUUAUUAGUUUAUGCCUUGUGGAUGCUGGCUCUGACAAACUGCCUGCCUGAGUGUGUCUCCUCUAGGCUCAGGUAUGAGGGAGUUCUAGUAACAAGUUCAGCCUUUGAGCCAAUAAAAGGGUUUCACCAAAGCAAUAUUUCCUAUUCAUGAGUUCUAGUGAAAUAUAAUUAAUGGCUCAAACUCGCUGAUUACAUCAAAGACAAUCUCCUUGUCCUCCUUCUGGGGGACCAGUAUCCCAGCAUACUAGACAUGUUUCAAGUUGGACACUCACACUCGGCCAGUGGCUCCACCUGUCCCCAAAGCCAAGUAAAACAAAAAUUCACGUAUAUUUGUGUGUUUUGCUCCUGUUGUCUAAGCUUUGCAUUUUCCACAAAUGUUUCUUGUCCUCUUUUUUUGUAAUUACAAAUAUAGUAUUGUUGGAGCAUACUAGUAGCCAUUGAUUGGCUUGAAGGAUGAACCUCUGCUGCCCGAGACCCAACUUAUCAGUGGCCAAGGCCAGUUCUGCUUUUGUUGUGUGUCAUUCAUUCAGUAUUGCCUGUACAGUACCCAUGCUGGAUGUGUGGAGAAGCAACUGUACAUUAAUAUGUGGUGUGGAAGGAGAAUUGUAAUCAUCUAUACUUUGUUGAAUUACAGAUGUAUAUAGAAUUUGCACUCAUUUUUGUCAGUAGGUACUAGGUCUAACAUUUACAUUUGAGUUUAUACAUCUUACACUUGCUGAAUAAGUAAAGGUUUUUAUAUAUUGCAGAUCUUAAAAGCUACCAUAAAUGCAAAGAAAUUCACUCAGUGCUUAAGUCAUACUGGAAUUUAGUCAGUAGAAUAUAUUUAAAUGUAAUUGCCAAUGAGCCAUUUGCUAGGUAAAAGGAAAGAUUUUUUAAUUAGCUAUAUGAUACCGAGUCACUGUCAACCAGUAGCCCUCAAGUUUUGCUAACACACUCCUACGUUUCUUUACAAUGUUCUUCAAUGCUCUGUCAUAUUAAACACCAAUAUCACAUAUAUUUCUGUGAUGGACAUGUUCUGUUUUUGAAUAUUGCAAAUGAAAAUUACCCCAAAAUUUUUUCUAUGAUGGACAUUUUUUGUACAAACCAAUAUUUCUUAUUCUGACUAUGGUCAGUUUUACAGUAUCUCUCAAUUAACUUAUAUUUACAAAAUAUCCAUGAUUAAAUUGAUUCUCUGUCGACACUCAGUGAAGAUAUACAUGCAUGGCAGUCUGGUAAAACAGUUGAGCCUGGCUUGAUCAACUAUGACAAGGUUCAUUUGAAAAUAUUUAGCUCUAGGGAUUCUAAAUGUAGUGGGUGUUUAUUUUUUCUCUUUUCUCCUUUAAAAUGGUGUUGAGCAGUGUAUGUUGUUUUAAUGUUUUGUCUGACAGAUCAAAGAGUGGGUCAAAUUCACCCCUGUAUAGAAAAUGAUUUAAAGAUUAUUCUUAUUUGAUUUGAAACUUCAUUGUAUACUAUAUUAAUAAUUUUAUACAUCAUGCGUACAUUUAUAUACACCGUACAUACUGCAAUAUUUAAUGGAGUGCAAAUAAGUGUAACAACCAUUGGGUGAAUGUUCCUCAGAGGUUAUUGCAUAUGUGUAAUGGAAUAGAGUGGUCAAUGAUUGUUGAAUAUAUAUUGAGAGAAAUUUAUUUGGUCAUUCAGAAUGGGAAAGAAUAACCAACAUAGAAUGUAACUUAAGCAUCAACUCAUAAAAGCUUUGAAUGAGUCGGAUUUGUAUGCAAGAUGAAGUUAGUAUUAUGUUGCCAGCAGUAAUGGAAGUGGACUCAGUGGUGCUUUGUAUUAGGUUGCACGAUAAUUAGGUUCUCUUCACCAAUGAAUGGCCUCACCUUGGUACUGUCUAAGACACACCACAAGGUACACUGGAGCUCUGCAUUGUGCCUUACCCACCUGGUGAUGCAUAUUACACCCAUACUUUUUAUUAUUAUUUAGGGCGUAAUUAUGUUCUCGUUGUAAAACUUGGAUCGUACUAAGGUCGUGCAUAGUGAUCUCUUGUAAUUCAGGAGGAAAAGCCAAAUGGAGUUUGGCUAGAAAGUUUGUAAAUGGGUUAAAAGUUUGUAAAUGCUUAUCAUCUUCCUGUGACUGCCCAAUGAGAUUCUGUGCCUUUGUUGAUAGAUUGAACACGAGCUCAUUUGACUCUGCGAAGACUUGCCUUUGUAUGCGCUGUUGUAAUCUAAAAAAUGUAAAAUAGCUUGCUGUAAACAUACCUAUUUUGUAAAGCAAAAACUGUAAACUGACAUGAAGGUUGGUUUAAUAAAAAAAAUAUUCAACUUUCAUAUAUGUUAAUUCUUAUCACUUCAAAACUAUGCUAUGAUUUUUCCUACACUUUUCCAGGAUUAUUGAUCAAUGGAUUCAGAAUCCAGUGAUCACGUGACGGGAAUUUUUGUGGUAUGAUGAUGAAGCGAGAUUUUGUAGAAGAGCCUAGUCAAAGACAGAUUACCUUUGUAGGCUUAAUGUGUAUCAUACAUAAGUUACUUCAGUUCUAUAAAAUGUACUGAAUUUCUUCUUUGAUAUACUUACAUUCACAGUACAGAUCAUUGAAGUUAUUUGCCAGAAUGUCUUUUCAUGGCAGUGCAUAAAUUAUGUCAAGUGCCUUUCUCUUGUAAUUAUUAUCUGUGAAGAAACAGUGAUUUAAUUGUUAAGUUAUUGUUCUACAGGUCAUUAUGAACCAUUUGUAAGAUUAUCAUUCAUUGGUCUUGCCACAUUGUCUGUAAUUAUCUGCAAUAGAUGGUAGUCAUUUUUCUGAAAUCUUACAUAAUUAUAGCAAAUAUUUAAGAAAUAAAGAUAUUUUAUAGUUAU